Messenger RNA from Letharia lupina, 366 nucleotides. RefSeq lists its product as uncharacterized. The transcript has 2 exons. The record is from RefSeq and is a predicted model, not a curated record. Bases 1 to 366 code for a protein of 121 amino acids. NCBI's taxonomy places the organism in Eukaryota, Fungi, Ascomycota, Lecanoromycetes, Lecanorales, Parmeliaceae.
AUGGCUGGCACUACCAUGGCUACCACUACCAUGGCUACCACUACCAUGGCUACCACUACCAUGGCUGGCACUACCAUGGCUACCACUACCAUGGCUGGCACUACCAUGGCUGGCACUACCAUGGCUGGCACUACCAUGGCUGGCACUACCAUGUCUACCACUACCAUGGCUGCUACUAUCAUGGCUGCCACUACCAUGACUAUCACUCACUAUCAUGACUAUCACUACCAUAGCUACUGUCGAAAUGUGGCCCCCGCGCAUCCCAGCCACCGUGUUCUUUCUAUGAUAGUGGUAGUCAUGGUAGUGGUAGUCAUGGUAGUGCCAGCCAUGGUAGUGCCAGCCAUGGUUGGCCAGAAUGAUGACUAG